Messenger RNA from Lampris incognitus (smalleye Pacific opah), 1165 nucleotides. Its product is annotated as DNA damage-inducible transcript 4 protein-like. Gene Ontology annotation, biological process: apoptotic process; negative regulation of TOR signaling; response to hypoxia. Gene Ontology annotation, molecular function: 14-3-3 protein binding. NCBI's taxonomy places the organism in Eukaryota, Metazoa, Chordata, Actinopteri, Lampriformes, Lampridae. Bases 55 to 729 code for a protein of 224 amino acids. The transcript has 2 exons. The record is from RefSeq and is a predicted model, not a curated record. Gene Ontology annotation, cellular component: cytoplasm.
GGGGCUCCCUAGACACCGCUCCACUUUUAAACGUAGACUUUUUUCCCCGUUUAAAUGUCUUUUUCCUGCGAUCAUUCUAUGGACGGAAGUUUUCCUCCAUCCCCAGCGGAGGACCGGGGUUCAAAAAGGCUGUCGUGGAGCAAUCUGCUGCAGAGACUGACUAAACUAAAGGGAGUCAAUGAGAAACUCACAGCAGAUCAGCGCAACCGGAGUACAACUGGAUCUGUGGCAGACAUUUCCAUGUCAGACUCGGAGAGCAGUGUCUUCAUUCAUCCACUGGAGGAGACCCUGGCUGCAGAGGUUGUGGAAAUCAUAGCCCAAAGCCUAAGUGACACAUCACUCAUUGCUCUAAGCUGUUCCAAGCUCAUUUUACCUGACUGCCUUCUGCACAACAUUGGACAAGAACUCCUCCACUUGGCUGCAAGUGAGCCAUGUGGCCUGAGGGGAGCGAUUAUAGACCUAUGUGUGGACAUGGGUGACCGGGAAAAUCUACAAAGCGUGGACGAAAUAGCUGUUGAUGGCAGUUUAGUCCCAACCUUCCAUGUAACCCUGAUCCUGAGACCUGAGGCUGGAGGAUUGUGGCCCAGGGUUCAGAAACUCUUCAAGGGCAACACACAGAGUCAUAGUACAAUUUCAAGGCACCAACACACUCUAAGACUCGGUACUGGCUUCCGUGUCAUCAAAAGAAAACUGUACUGUACAGGGGAGCUACUGAUCGAGGAGUGCUAGUGAACAAAUACUCUGCUCAGUAAGAAGUCAAGCCUAUUAAAACUGAGAUAGGCACACAGAGAACACCGGUGGCUUUAGCAUUGCCUCAUGUCCAUCGUUGAUGCACUCAAUAGACACCUCAAAUGGCAGUGAAAAUAUGAAUUAUUAAUUUAAUGACAUUCCACUGGAUGUCACUGCAACGUUCCAGGUCACGUUACCACAUAUUUGUAGAUUUGAUGUUUGUAGUAUUUAUUUUUGUUUUUCUUUUUGUGUUUCAUGGCAGCUAUCCCAGAAAUCCAAUGUCAGAUGGUGAAAAAAUAUUUGUUGCUGACAUGAGUGACAAUGUACGCUGUAUGCCAAAACAUGGGUCUUAAUUUUUUUUCUCAUGAUAGUGAAUUGAUACCCUUGAUUUGUCAACUUGUGUGUGUGUGUGUGUGUGUGUGUGUGUGUGUGACAG